CGGGUGUGAGCGUCGCUGUGCUGUGAAUGGACAGUAGUGGUGGGGAAUGUAACAUCCUCCGCUCUCCCGCUGCUCCGGCUCCGCCGUCUCUCGCACCGUCUCUGCGUCUUCGUGCCCGGUGACUGAGGUCAUGUGAUGGCAGAGCUGGAAGGCAUGAACCGUCAGAGCAGACCUUCAUCUGCACGUUGAACUAACACAGGCUGAAGCUUUUCUAAAGCUCGCACCUACGCAGAAUGGAUUUCUCCAACACCACUGAAGGGCUGUUUUCUACCAGCACCAGUGUUUAUGACCCACUGGAGACCAAUAAAGCUCCGCCCAGUAAGACUCUCCUCACCCUGACCCUGUCGGUGCUGGCCAUCCUAACCACCUUCUUCAACUGUCUGGUGAUCACAGCUAUCGCAGUGACCCGCAAGUUGCACCACCCGGCCAACUACCUCAUCUGCUCAUUAGCAGUGACUGACCUGCUGGUGGCGGUACUGGUCAUGCCCUUCAGUAUCAUCUACAUUCAGAAGGAGAGGUGGGUCAUGGGCCAUGUGGUGUGCACCAUCUGGUUGAGUGUGGACAUCACCUGUUGCACGUGCUCCAUUCUGCACCUCGCCACCAUCGCCAUCGACCGUUACAGAGCCAUCACCGACGCGGUGGAGUACUCCCGUAAACGCACAGGUGCCAGAGCUGGUGUGAUGAUCGCGGUGGUGUGGCUGCUCUCUAUCCUCAUCUCACUUCCGCCGCUGCUGUGGCGAUACUACAGCGGCGAUGCAGACCUUGAGGACCAGUGUAUCAUCAUCCACCAUCACCUGGGCUUCACCUUGUACGCCACCUUGGGGGCAUUUUACAUCCCCUUACUCCUAAUCCUCAUCCUCUACUACAAGAUUUACCGAGCCGCUCAGACCCUGUACAUGCGCAGGGAGGCCAGCAGGGCCAGUCGCCACUCGUGCAUGACCAACGGGAGCAUGAUCCCCUCCACCUAUCCCGCCGGGGACGGGAAUGUCGACGGAGGGUUGCCAAGUCCGGAGCCCAUUAGCCCGCCAGAGAAGUCCACCUCCGAACCGUCGACCGAGGAACCGCCACGCGAACGGGUGCGUGUCUCAGUCAGGGCUUUCCAGUACAAGUCGCGGCGGCACGAGUCGCAGAGCGAGUCACGUCGCAGCCAGUUUUACCAAGGACCACGCAUCUCCGGGUCGCGGGAGCGCCGAGCGGCGUCCACCUUGGGGUUGAUCAUAGGGGCUUUUGUCAUCUGUUGGCUGCCGUUCUUUGUCAAGGAGGUGAUUGUCAACACAUGCAGUUCGUGCAAUACUUCGAUGGAGAUGGCUGACUUUCUGACGUGGCUGGGCUAUCUCAACUCACUCAUAAACCCCCUCAUCUACACCAUCUUUAAUGAAGACUUCAAAAAAGCUUUCCAAAGACUCGUCCGGUGCAGUCAUUACCUCUGAUGGUGACAGUUGUAUUUAUGUUACGGUGCCCAGGUAAAACCCUGAUGUACACCCAUAAUAGGGAAGGUACAAAUGCAUAAAUAGCUGGUGGUCAAGGGAUGGUGACUUCAGUGUUCCUGGGAGGGAAAUAUCUCGGUGAGAAACGCACCGACUGGGAUUUUCACACACCCCACCAGGUAUUUCGGCCGUCUAAAUGGCACGAGAACAGAAAUGAGCUUUUGCGCUAAUGUUCCCCAUCUGAAGUCCAAGUCUGGCUAUUAAUAGAAGAGCCUGGGAGCACAUUGGUGUUAAUUGGUGUGCAGGUUUGAAGAGCCACAGUCGUGGAGGGAUUUUUGUGAAAAUGUGCCAUUAUUU
Molecule: messenger RNA, 1784 nt
Organism: Cynoglossus semilaevis (tongue sole)
Lineage: Eukaryota; Metazoa; Chordata; Actinopteri; Pleuronectiformes; Cynoglossidae
Gene: htr1fa
Product: 5-hydroxytryptamine (serotonin) receptor 1Fa
Exons: 3
Coding region: 234-1430 (398 amino acids)
Biological process (GO): positive regulation of MAPK cascade; adenylate cyclase-activating adrenergic receptor signaling pathway
Cellular component (GO): plasma membrane
Molecular function (GO): G protein-coupled serotonin receptor activity
Source: RefSeq, a predicted model, not a curated record